UGCUAGUGACUUGCCAGUGUCAAAGUGGAAUUAUGCUCGUGCACAUCGCGAUGUCUCUGCGACGCGCCGCAAGCUUUUCGCCCUCUACCCUGUCCACGUCUAUGGGAGGAUCGUCGGCGCGUAGAGGCCAGAGUGACGAGCAGGGUAGCGCAAUGGCGAGGAGACUUUGGUACGUCUGGACGCGGCACGCUCUCGGGCUGAUCCUGCAGCUUCUACUGAUCCAGAAUUUCGCGGCGACGGGAGCCAGCGGCCAGAUAGCCGAGUGUCCGCCCCCUGAAACCAUUCCCGGUUGUCCCUGUUACAAUUUCGAGGACGGUCUUUUCCUCGAAUGCGCUGGCGCCACGGAAGAGACCCUGAGGAGCACUCUGCAAAGCGUUCUGAGCGCGACCGGAGCAGGCACGAUGGUGCAGUCGUUGAGCGUUUACGAGCUGGACAAGACCGUGGAGGAGCUGAAGGACGGCUGCUUCCCGCCUGGCUCUCAGAUCAGGCAUCUACAGAUUUCUCACUCGUCCCUCCGCGAAAUUAGCGAAGGCGCAUUCGCGAAUCUGAAGGACAGCCUGGAGUCGUUGGCGCUGCUUUCUAGUCGUUUGCCUCACGUGCCGCAGAAGUCCCUGGCCGAUCUGCAUAAGCUGGCAGCACUGGAUCUCGAAGCCAAUUUGAUACAGGACCUGUCCUCGUAUUGCUUUUACGGACUGAAGCUGAUGAAGCUCACCCUAAAGGGCAAUCAGAUAUCCAAGAUCUCGGAGUACGCGUUCGCAGGGCUGGAGGACAGUCUCAGUGACCUGGAUUUGACGGAAAAUAAGCUGAAGCUGUUCCCCAUGGCUCCGUUGAGAAGACUGGAGAGCCUGGUUUCCCUGAGACUCGCGUGGAACGAGAUAUCCGAGCUCCCAGACGACGGCUACAGCCUUCUCAGCUCGCUGCUGAUCCUAGACUUGAGCAGCAACAACUUCGAGAAGUUGGCAGAGGAUUGCCUACGAUCGUGCCCGAUUUUGCACACGCUGUCGCUGUAUUAUAACUCGAUCGAGACGAUCCACAAGGACGCGUUCGUGUCGCUGAAGGAGCUCGAGUCUAUCGAUCUUAGCCACAACAAGAUCGUGUUUCUCGAUGUCACGACGUUCAAAGGGAACGAAAGGCUACGUAACAUCGAGCUGAGCCAUAAUCACAUCCAUUACAUCGGCGGGGUGUUCGCAAGGCUGCCAGAACUGCGGGAGCUUUACCUGGCGGAGAACAAUAUCCUGGAAAUCCCCGGGGACGCGUUUAUCGGCAGCGUGAGUCUCGCGGUCGUCUACCUUCAGCAGAAUGCCAUCAGAAGAAUCGAUGGAAGGGGUCUCACCAGCCUCACCCAAUUGGCCCAAUUACAUCUCAGCAACAACUACAUCGAAAAGGUGCCGCGGGAAUUCCUCGAGCACUGCGAGAACCUCUCGUCCCUGUCUCUCGAUGGCAACAAGAUCCACGAGCUUCAGCCCGGCACUUUCUUAAAAUUGCAUCAACUCAGGGAGCUACGACUGCAAGACAAUAACAUCACCGAGGUAAAACGUGGAGUCUUUUCGCCCCUCCCAUCGCUGCUCGAGCUCCAUUUGCAGAACAACGCCAUCACCGACAUGGAAACGGGCGCACUGAGGACCUUGAACAGUCUUCAACACGUCAAUCUCCAAGGCAAUCAGCUCACCGUUCUGGGAGACGUGUUCCAGCUGUCCGCUUCCGAGUCAUCCUCUGGCGGAAGCUCGCUGGUCUCUAUUCAAUUGGACAGCAACGGACUGGCCGUGUUACACAACGACUCCCUGCGUGGCCAGGCAUCGGUUAGAAUCAUGUGGCUCGGUCACAACAAAUUGACGCACCUCCAGGCACCUCUGUUCAGGGAUUUACUGCUGGUCGAGAGACUCUACUUGACCAAUAACUCGAUAUCCAGGAUAGAGGACGGUGCCUUCCAGCCUAUGCAGGCCCUGAAAUUCCUCGAGCUGAGCAUGAACAAGCUCGGCCAUAUCACGGCUAGGACCUUCUCCGAGCUUCACGAGCUGGAAGAGCUGUACCUCCAGGACAACGGCCUCAGCCGGUUAGACCCGUACGCUCUGACAGCGCUUAAGAAGCUGAAAGUCCUGGAUCUGGCGAACAAUCAUCUAACCGUCCUGCACGAUGCCAUCUUUCAAGAGGGUCUGCCCAUCAAGACGCUAAAUCUGAAGAACUGUUCCAUCAAGAGCAUAGAGAACGGAGCUUUCAGAGGACUCAGCAAUUUGUCCGACUUGAACCUGGACGACAAUCACCUCUCGGUCUCGGCCUCGUUCAACCUACACAUCGCGGGUCUUCGAACUUUGGCAGCGUCCGGGAACAACUUCAGACAAAUCUCCGAGCACAGUCUGAACGGUCUGCCCUCUCUGCAGGAAUUGUAUCUGGAUAAGGCUCAGAUAUCCCAGCUGCCCGAGUCCGUGUUCGUUCUGAAUCGAAACUUGGCACGACUGCACCUGAACAAGAAUUAUCUACGCAAUCUGCCGCCUGGUAUCUUCGACAAACUGUUGUCUCUUAAAGAGAUUAAAUUGGAUCACAACGGGUUCCAGGACAUCCCGUAUUCGGCCUUGGCCAACGCGCUGAACCUGCAGGUGCUGACUCUGUCCAAUAACGAAAUCGUGAACGUGGACGUGGCCAGUUUCGUUAGUCUCAAGUACCUGAGGGAAUUGGACCUGAGCCACAAUCGAAUCGAGACGAUGUCCGGCUUCGCCACGGCCAACCUGUCGCGUCUCAUCUCGGUGGACCUCAGUCACAAUCACUUGAACGCACUCCCUGCCAAUUUCUUCGCUCAUUCUUCCAUGCUGAGCAGAGUGGAUCUCUCUGAGAACAAGUUCAGGCAGAUACCCGCGGUGGCCUUGUCCGGUCAGAACCUACCCGGUCUAACCUGGCUGAACUUGACGAGGAAUCCCUUGAACAGGAUCCACGUUCUUCCCUCGGAGGCAAAGUACCCGAUACUUCAAGAGGUGCACAUAUCAGGCACGAACCUUAGCAUAGUGACGUCCCAGGACUUCGAGGCGUUCCCAGCUCUCUUGCAUUUAUAUCUGAGCCAGAAUUCCAUAUCGAGGGUAUCCCCGGGCGCGUUUAGAAGCUUACCCAACCUCUUAACCCUGCAUCUGGGAAUGAACAGCUUGGACAUCCUGCCGAAGGAGAGGCUACAAGGCAUGGAGCAUCUGCGGAUCCUGAAUCUGACCCACAAUCUACUGAAAGAGCUGGACGAAUUCCCAGAGGACUUGAAGUCCUUGCAGAUAUUGGACCUCUCGUACAAUCAGAUCGGCAUUGUGGGCAAGGUGACGUUCAAGAACCUAGUCAGCCUGGUGGAGCUGCAUCUUUAUGGUAAUUGGAUCAACGCCAUCUCCAGCGAGGCGUUCAGACCGCUGAAGAAGCUGCGAUUAUUGGACCUGAGCAGGAAUUACUUGGAGAACCUGCCUCUGAACGCGUUCAGACCUCUCGAGACACAGAUACGGAGCUUACGCGCCGAAGAGAAUCCAUUGGUCUGCGGCUGCGAGUCGCAGGAGCUCUGGGAAUGGUUGAGGGACCACCAGAAGCUGGUUAGCGGAGUAGGUGGCGGUCGCGGUCGCGGAAGAAACGGUGUCGGGGUCGGCGACGUGGAGGAUGGUCUGCUGAAAUGCCAGCAGCCGCCGGAGCUGCAGGGUCUGGUUUUCCUCGAUCUCGAUCCCCACGAGUUCUGUUCCGCUCCGUUGAUCCUGAAGCUCGCGAUUCAGGACAUCCAGCCGUUCUCCGUCCUCGUGUCUUGGCAGAGCAGGAACCACUCCGGUUUGCACGGCUACCAAGUGGCUUAUCACGCGCUGGACAACGUCGACGAGGUGCGAGGCAAGCUGCUGGAUCCCAAGGCACGGUCUGUUAGACUGACGAAGUUAGCCUCGGACACCCGGUACCUGAUCUGCGUGCUCGGCCUUGGCAGCUGGGGCACGUCAAUCCCGGAGGACAUUGGCUCUUGGCAAUGGAACGCUUCUCACGACGACGUGAUCGAGGGCUCGGCCCGUCCCGCGAUGGUGAACUCGCUCACGAGCCAGUGCACGGAGGUUAGAACCCUAGACGCGCCUGAUUCGAUCGUCGGCGACGGGACGAUGAGCGACAGAGGCGGUCUGGCGAACAUCUUGACCAGGAGACUGGGUCUGAUAGUCGGCAGCUGUAUGGGCUUCGUCGUGUUCGUCGUGUUAAUCUCCGUGUUGGGUUACAUGAAGAUGAAGAAGCAGAGGUCGACCGAGAAGAGGGACCAGCCGCUUUCGUCCAACCCACAGGCGUACAUGUCCUACAGGCACUUCUCGUUGCAGAGCGGGGACAGGGCGGACAACGCGUGUCCCAGUUUCAUCAGUAACAUCGGCACCACCCCGUUGAACUCGUAGCACAAGCCGAAGGAGUCUCGAAGAGAGACUGACCACCGUGCAAUCGAGAUGAAGAGC
Messenger RNA from Eufriesea mexicana, 4427 nucleotides. Its product is annotated as toll-like receptor Tollo. Gene Ontology annotation, cellular component: plasma membrane. The coding region runs from base 33 to 4370 and encodes 1445 amino acids. The transcript is spliced from 5 exons. The record is from RefSeq and is a predicted model, not a curated record. Gene Ontology annotation, molecular function: protein binding. Lineage: Eukaryota; Metazoa; Arthropoda; Insecta; Hymenoptera; Apidae.